Molecule: messenger RNA, 1196 nt
Organism: Salarias fasciatus (jewelled blenny)
Lineage: Eukaryota; Metazoa; Chordata; Actinopteri; Blenniiformes; Blenniidae
Gene: dbndd1
Product: dysbindin domain containing 1
Exons: 4
Coding region: 100-567 (155 amino acids)
Biological process (GO): negative regulation of protein kinase activity
Cellular component (GO): cytoplasm
Source: RefSeq, a predicted model, not a curated record
CACACACACUCCCAUCGCCUCUCCCUUCUUUACUCCCCAUUUGUCUCGUGCACUCUCCGAUGCUGGUGGUGAACAGCAGGACACUCUCGACUGAGCUGCAUGGAGGCACAGGGAGGGGCAGGGAGCCCAGAGCCCAAUAAAGACAUCCAGAAGCUGCUGAAGCCCUCCAGCUCAGGAGACCUGUCGAAGGAGCUGUUCCAGCACUCGUCCGGGGAGGAGGAGGGCAGCCUGUCGGGCCACACCGCCAGCCUGCUGCACAUCAGCGAGAAGAGACAACCACUGAGCAGUGUGUCUUCAUUAGAAGUGCACUUUGACCUCCUGGAUCUGACCGAGCUGACCGACAUGUCCGACCAGGAACUGGCAGAAGUUUUCGCAGAUUCUGACGAAGAAAUCCACAAUGAAUCUCCUGCAGGUUCUCACCAUCCCGUGCUGCCCAGAGGCGGCUACAUGCGCUCCCCCUCGUGGACACGCUGCAGCAGAGUGGAGCCUCCGCGAGAGAGAAAGCACCACAGUGACUCAGACACCGCAGAGCCUUUAAUGAAGCUGGAAAGGCCAAAACAGCCGUGAUGUCCGGCGGGAAAAGAGAGAGAAAACCCAGAGACGUACACACAGCCCCAGAGUGGAAACACAACACGGACCAAACGGCCUCCAUCUGCCACCGUGCACUCACACAACGUUUCAUGGUGCUGAAGUUCAGGAUGAACUCUGGACUCUGAAGAUGCUGAGAUGUGCAAUAUACAGACCAACACUCCUCCCCUCCCAUGUCCUCUUAAUCUCUCUCUCUCUCUCUCUCUCUCUCUCUCUCUCACACACACACACACACACACGCACAUUCAGUCAUGGUGUUUUUCAUGCAAAGGGUUCUCGGUGAACUUUGAGCUGCCACAACAUUUUGAAUUUCAUGUUUUGUUGGUUGACAGACAGGGUUUGAGGAUAACUGCACCUUCCUUCUUGCAGCCUCUCGGGGCGGGCCUGCAGUGCAGUCAGACCGGCUCCACACAGUCGCGUCCACCGCGUGACGCCACAAUGAAACGACAUUAAAACUGCAGAGAAAUUUUCAACACACUUAUUGACUCUUGUUGUGUUGCUUAAAUCAUGUGACAGGGUUUUCUGCUGCUUCUAGAGUGAGGCGACAUGAACGUGGUUUCAGGGAGGCGCCGCCUGAUGGAGCACCCCUCCAUCUGAAUGCAGAACGU